Trematomus bernacchii (emerald rockcod) is the source of this 3917-nucleotide messenger RNA. It is a transcript of the gene whrna, whose product is annotated as whirlin a. Bases 213 to 3110 code for a protein of 965 amino acids. The transcript is spliced from 12 exons. The record is from RefSeq and is a predicted model, not a curated record. Gene Ontology annotation, molecular function: protein binding. Gene Ontology annotation, biological process: sensory perception of sound; auditory receptor cell stereocilium organization. Lineage: Eukaryota; Metazoa; Chordata; Actinopteri; Perciformes; Nototheniidae. Gene Ontology annotation, cellular component: photoreceptor inner segment; cilium; stereocilia ankle link complex.
CCGUAGAAGUUGCCCCUUUUCAUCGCCUCACUUAGCAAAUUGCUACUAAUCGGCGGAUCAUCUGUCAGAGGCGGGCAGCAUGGAUAUAACCGGAGUGCCCGUCCUCCAGCGGUCGUGAUGCCAAGCGCCGGUGUAACCCCGCGCUGCGAGCCCGUAAUGCCUGCUCUCUAACCCGCACCAGUGUGGCGCCGUGUCCCGGUCAGCCCGCCACGAUGAGCAGCACCGACCUGGAGCGCAUGUCGCUCAGCUCCUCGGCCAACUCGGUGGCUUCCAGUGCCCGGACGCUGUCGGCCAACGUGAGGAAACUGCACAACGCGCUCAACCUCCUGCUCAACGACUUUGAGAGGGAGCAGUUCAUCCACUGCCUCAACGUGUACCACUCCAAACGCAACGUGUACGACCUGGUCCAGACCCUCAACGUCAUCCUCAACGCGCCCAGCAAGCGGCAACUUCUGCCCAUGCUUCGGUUGGUCAUCCCCCGCUCCGACCAGCUCCUCUUCGAGCAGUACACCUCGGAGGGCCUCUACUUAAAAUCGGAUUCAGUUGCGAGCAAUGGCAACGCCGAACCCCCGCCGGGAGACUUCCCCAGUGCCAGCCCUACUCCCCCGGGGCAUUUCUCACCAAACAACCCGCCUGAGUUUCAGGUGGCGUUGCGUGGCUCUCCGGACAGCUUCAGCACCAGCAGCGAAGGGACAGCUCCCCUGGUGCCUCUGCUCGGGAGGAACUUUGUCCACGAGCCGCCGGGCGAGAUCCGGCAGGUCACCAUGAAGAGACACAAGAGCAACGAGGGCCUGGGCUUCAGCAUCCGCGGAGGGUCCGAGCAUGGGGUCGGGAUCUACGUGUCCCUGGUGGAGCCGGGGAGCCUGGCGGAGAAAGAGGGUCUUCGAAUCGGCGACCAGAUCAUGAAAGUCAACGACAAAGUCUUCGACAAAGUCACCCAUGCUGAUGCUGUAAAGGUGCUGAAGGGCAAUAAAAAGCUCAGCCUCUCCGUGCGUUCAGUCGGGCGGAUUCCAGGCGGCUACGUCACCAACCACGUUUACACCUGGGUGGACCCUCAGGGCCGGAGUGUGUCCCCUCCUCCUGACCUGACGGUGCAUCGCAGCGCCACCCUGAGGAGAACUGACAGCCAGCGGCGCAGCAACAUGCAGCUUCUGCAGGACGGGGACGAGAAGAAGGUCAACUUGGUGUUGGACGACGGCCGCUCUCUGGGUCUGAUGAUCCGGGGGGGGGCAGAAUAUGCGCUGGGGAUUUACAUCACGGGCGUGGACCAGGGAUCAGCAGCAGAGUGUGGAGGACUCAAGGUCGGAGAUCAGAUAUUGGAGGUGAACGGGCACAGCUUCCUGAGCAUCCCGCACGACGAGGCCGUCCGGGUCCUGAAGUCGUCUCGGCACCUGAUGAUGACGGUGAAGGAUGUGGGCCGCCUGCCGCACGCCAGGACGGUGGUGGGGGAGACCAAGUGGAUCGCCAGCUCGCAGAUAGGAGAGAGCUCGGCCAACAGCAGCAUCGCAGGCUUCUCAAUGGACAAAGGAGCCUCAGCAGCAGGAAAGCCUGGUUUCUAUAAAGGCGUGGCGGGCUCCCAGGUGACCCUGUCCAGCCUGGUGAACCAGACGCGGGCCAUGCUGGAGGAGCAGGCGCGCCACCUGCUGACGGAGGUGGAGCGGCAGACCAUGGGCUACUACGUGGAGGAGUACCGGGAAGGACACAUCGGGGUGGAGCAACUGGUGGUGGCGCUGUUUGAACUGCUCAACACGCACGCAAAGUUCUCUCUGCUGUCAGAGGUUCGAGGCCUGGUCACCCCUCAGGACCUGGAGCACUUUGACGCGCUGGUGCUGAGACGAGAAAUUCAGGCUCUUAAAGCGCGACAGGGGCCAGCCGGAGCCACGGCACUGCAGCAAGACUCCCUGUCCAUGGUGUCGUACCCAGACACUCUGACCUCAUCUUCAGCCAGCUUCAUGACCAACACCACCCUCAGCUCUGCACGGAACGACAGCGCGGUGGACAGUAAUAAGGCGGAUCCCCCGGAGAGUCUGAACACGCUUCUGGCCGACAUCUCUCUGGACGACGUACAGUCCACCCCAGCUGAAUCCCCCCCCUCCUUCAAGCCUCCGCCCCCACCAGGGGUGCAGAGGCGGCCAACUAGACGAGAUCCGGUCAACAAAAGCCCCUCGUCCGAAUCCUCCCACUCAGGCCUGUACUUCACAGCCCCGUCCAAUAACCAGCGCAGCAGAGAGCCAGGACACGCCCCCGCCUUACCCUCACUGCACAAACGGGAGCACCCCAGGGACCCCUCCCGGGACUACGCGGUCAUUAAAAAGAGAGAACCCACGGUACCUUCCAGGAGAGAACAGAUAGCUGCUGCUCAGCUGUCUAAGGUCACACAGCCCAACAUUGGCCCUUUCCCAAGGGUCCUGUCCCCCAGCAGGGGCACCAAACCCGCUGCCCCGUCCCCUUCACCUCCACCUCCACCUCCACUCCCUGCCCCUCCUCCACCCCCUUUUCUUCCUUUUAAACCAGUGUCCAUGUCCAAAGUCCCCCCCUCCUCUCCGGGCUCUAAGCAGCAGUUUGUUACGGUGGAGGUUCACAGGCCCAACGCAGAGCCCGACGUCAACGAGGUGCGGCCCCUUCCCCAAACUCGAGGUGGCGCUCUGUCUCAGCUGUCAGACAGCGGCCAGACCCUCAGUGAGGACAGCGGGGUGGACAUAGCUGAGUCAGGACACAUCAGCAAAGACAGCAGCACCCACUUCUCACACACACGCCACCCCCGGGACACCCAGGGGGGCGGGGGGGACCACCCCUCCAAACCGCCGGGGCUGUUGGAGCCCACCUCCUCCCUGGUGAGGGUGGCAAAGAGCGCCAGCACUCUGGGGAUCGCCAUUGAAGGCGGAGCCAACACGCGCCAGCCCAUUCCACGAAUAGUCACAAUACAGAGGGGGGGUUCAGCUCAUAACUGCGGGCAGCUGAAGGUGGGUCAGGUGAUCCUGGAGGUGAACGGGGCGACCAUGAGGGGCCGCGAGCACAGGGACGCCGCACGCCUCAUCGCAGAGGCCUUCAAGACCAAAGAGAGGGACUACGUGGACUUCCUGGUGACCGAUUUUAACGUGGCGCUAUAGCUGAGUGGAGGAGGAGACAACAUGACACGAAGAAAUUGUCUAUUGUUUUAAAUGGCACAACUCUUUUAAACAAACACAAAGGAACCGACUGAUCUCUGAGCCCUUCAGUCUGGAUAUAUGAUUUUUCAUUACCGUGGACUUUGUUCAGGAUUCUCCUCAACGUGUUACCUCCGCACUGUGAGACCUUAUGCACUAAAUGGAAAGUAGUGAAACCUUUUCUUUUUCUCCUUGUGAAAACUUGUGGAUUUACAACCGUUGAAACCCACCGGAGCUCCUUGUAGCACUUCCUCUUCCGUUGGUCAGUUUAUUAUUAUUAUUAUUAUUUAUUUGUUCGCUUCUACCCGAGAGACAACCGCACAUCUAAGACUAAUCCACGCUCGACUUUACAAGCCUGGAUUUGUAAAUGUAAAAAUGAACAAAUGUAGAUACAGAUGCCUAUAUAUACUGUACACAUAAAGAUACUCCUAUAUGAAUUAUAAAACCCGUAACCUCCGUUGCAUCAUCAGCAUAUAGUGAUAUAUUUAAUGAUGAUGAUGAUGCCAUCCUGGUGAUUCUACAUAUUUUAUAGUGAUGCUACCUGCCUGUCUGCAUAUAAGCACUCUUUCACAAUAAGAAGUAUGAUAUGUCAAGCUAACAGAAAUACACGUUACAUGCUUUAAUCAGACAUACAAAUACAUGUAUGAGGGAAGGGCACCACGCCUCAGUUCCUGUUUCUUUCCACUUCCAUGUUUAUAUGUAUUUUUCACUACAUUGUCAACUCUUAAUCAGCUGAAUUUUCAAUUCUGUGAAGAUAAACGAUCAAGGCUU